AUGGCCCGGCUGCUGCGCGCGCCCUGCCUCCUCCCGCUGCUGCUGGCCGGGCUCGCGCCGCUCUGCCGGGGCCAGGAGAAGUCCAAGACGGACUGCUACCCCAGCGUGAGCGGCACCAUCUACGAGUUCGGGGCGCUCACCAUCGGCGGGGAGGAGUACAUCCCCUUCAAGCAGUACGCCGGCAAGUACGUGCUCUUCGUCAACGUGGCCAGCUACUGAGGCCUGACGAGCCAGUACGUCGAGCUGAAUGCACUACAGGAAGAGCUCGAGCCCUUCGGCCUGGUGGUCCUGGGCUUCCCCUCCAACCAGUUUGGAAAGCAGGAGCCUGGCGAGAACUCGGAGAUCCUCAACACCCUCAAGUAUGUGCGGCCCGGGGGAGGCUUCGUUCCCAACUUCCAGCUCUUUGAGAAAGGGGACGUGAACGGGGAGAAGGAGCAGAAGUUCUACACGUUCCUGAAGAACGCCUGCCCGCCCACCACGGAGGUCCUGGGCACGCCCGGCCGCCUCUUCUGGGAGCCCAUGAAGACCCACGACAUCCGCUGGAACUUCGAGAAGUUCCUGGUGGGCCCGGACGGCGUGCCCGUCAUGCGCUGGUACCAUCGCACCACCAUCGGCGCCGUCAAGACCGACAUCCUGGCCUUCAUGCGGCGGCGCACGGCGCAGGAGCCCCCCGCGCAGUAGCGCCCCCGCGCCCCCUCCCCGCAGGCCCCGAGCCCCUCCCCGCCCGGCGGUGCUCCCCAGAGCAGCCGAGGCCAGCGCAGCAGGGCCACCCUGGGGGCGGCAUCUCCAUGAAGGAGAGGCCCGAAGCCCCCGUGGCGGGCCUCCCCAGAGCCUGUCUGAGGGCCCGGCCUUUGUGCAUUCGGGCCGGCCCCGGCAGGGAAGCCCCCCCAGGACGCGCCCUCCCGCGCUGCCCUUGGCCCUGGACACCGCUCCCCCACCAGCCCAGUAAAGGCCUCGACAGCAGCUGUGCCCACGUGUCCUUCUUCGG
This is a messenger RNA of Talpa occidentalis (Iberian mole), 988 nucleotides long. RefSeq names its product glutathione peroxidase 3 (gene GPX3). Gene Ontology annotation, biological process: response to oxidative stress. Gene Ontology annotation, molecular function: glutathione peroxidase activity. NCBI's taxonomy places the organism in Eukaryota, Metazoa, Chordata, Mammalia, Eulipotyphla, Talpidae. The transcript is spliced from 5 exons. The record is from RefSeq and is a predicted model, not a curated record.